AUUGAGACGAACAGAAUCCCCCUCUCGUAAACACACACACACACAGUGGCAUAAACUCAGAAUCCGAAAACCCAAUUUGUUCACCACAAAGAUCAAAUGGAAACCUAAUUUCUAAGAAAUUUAUCGAUUUCUUUUUCAAUCAAGUAUUAUAUGAUCAUUUCCAUAUCGACGAAACAUAGCAUUUAUCUCAAGCAACUUUCUUACAGAUUUCAUUGAUUCCUGCGCUUUGUGUGUCUUAAGAAAUGGACGAAGAAGAAUUACAGAAGCGAUUCACUGAUUGCGUCUAUUUCUUAGCCUCUCCGCUCACUUGCAAGAAGGGAAUUGAAUGUGAAUACCGACACAGUGAGAUUGCAAGACUGAACCCUAGAGAUUGCUGGUAUUGGUUGGGAGGGUGCUGUUUUAACCCUGAUUGUGCUUUCAGACAUCCUCCAUUAGAAGCACUAAAGGAAGCCUAUCUAGAAUCUUCUAACCUUAACAAUGCUCCUGCUUUACCUGUGGAGAAAACAAACAUCCCUUGUUACUUUUACUCAAAAGGGUUUUGUAACAAAGGAGAACACUGUUCAUUUCUCCAUGGAUCUGCUGAUGUCAGCCUUGCUUUGAAACCCUCUAAACCCAUAUCCAUGGUCAACAAUCCAGUCCCCUGUGUAGAAAAAUUAUCUACAGAAAGUAAAACCAGGUCAACACCAGUCAACAUCCACCCCACUCCAUCUGAACCUGUAAAAGAUGACCACACAAACAAUGUGAGGACGGCCACACAGGAUCCCAAUCCCAAGCAAGAAAGAAGCGAGUCUCCUGAUAUAUCAAACUCAUUGGAUCUUCCGGAAGAAUUUGUUCAAAGUGGAUCUGAUGUUUUUAAUGAUCAAAGUUCUGGUUUUGAUGUUGUUGUUGAAGGUGAAUCUGAAAGGUAUGAAUAUGAACAAGAUGUUGAGUAUUUUUCUGUUCAUGAAGAAGAAGAAGAAGGUGAAAAAGAGCCUAUUGAGUAUGAUCAAACUUACCCUGAAUUGGGAAAUGGAAUUGGAAAAGAUAGAUGUGAUGUUUAUGAAUGUUUAGAUAAAGGGGAAUCAAGAAAGAGUAUAUUUUAUCGGCUUUCUUUCAAGAAAAGAAACUUACAAUCAGAAGCUCCGUUAUUUAAUGGCAGAAAAGGUCAUGAUCUUCGUGAGCAUUUGAAGAAACGAAAGAUACAGGAAGCCACAGUUGAUGCAACACAAGAGAAGAUUUAA
Molecule: messenger RNA, 1220 nt
Organism: Lactuca saligna
Lineage: Eukaryota; Viridiplantae; Streptophyta; Magnoliopsida; Asterales; Asteraceae
Source: the annotation of a GenBank genome assembly